CUAUCUCUUUGAUUUGCACUACUAAUAUGCUAAGUAUUACUGGGAUUUAUCAUUGUAUUGUUUAGGCCUAUAUUUUGUCCUAGUUUUGGUGCAGUCUCUCACUUUAGCUUUUUAAAAGUAGGCUACAUGUGGCUUGUAUAUUUUUUACCUAGGCCUACCUUUGUUCGAUUCUGCACAAAUGACUUAUAGAAUAAAUUUUGCCCAAUAUUCUUUAAAGUGGUCAAUAGUGCUGGUCACGUGACUGAAUAAUUGCAUGAUGGAGCCAAUGGUCUGCCCCACUGUUUGGAUACUGAUGCUCCCUCCGCGGCCCGCCACGUUGGCUCGCCCUCCCGUCUUGUUGACAUUUUCUGAGAGCCACAGUUACCACAGUGGUGGCUUUCUAGGACCAGCCGGGACGACAUAAUGUCCUCGCUGCUAAAGCCGUUUUCGGUGUGUGAGGGGCCGUGUGAGAGCUGCGGUGUCAGGAGAGGAUGCCCGAGCUCGGCUACCCAUCAGCUUCCUCUGAUCGCCGCCACCGCCGCGACCGGACUGGGCUCGCUGCCGUUACACCAGCUGUCCUACGCGACUAGAAGGGACUUGGCGGCGGCCGCAGUCGGAGGGAGGAAGAUCACGCAUCCUGGAAAGGCCAUCCUUGCAGGUGGCAUUGCAGGAGGAAUAGAGAUCUGUAUCACCUUCCCCACAGAAUAUGUCAAGACCCAGCUGCAGCUGGAUGAGAGAGCGAACCAGCCGCGGUACAGAGGGAUAGGAGACUGUGUGAAGUUGACCUUGCAAUAUCAUGGGCUCAGAGGGCUGUAUCGAGGGCUCAGCUCCCUGCUGUAUGGAUCAAUACCCAAAUCUGCAGUGAGGUUUGGCACAUUUGAGAUACUCAGCAACCCGAUGCGAGAUGCCACAGGUCGGCUAGACAACACGCGGAGCCUCGUGUGCGGUUUAGGAGCGGGGAUAGCAGAGGCCAUCUUGAUCGUCUGCCCCAUGGAGACGCUCAAGGUGAAGAUGAUCCAUGACCAGUGUUCCCUCAGACCUCGCUUCAGAGGCUUCUUUCAUGGAGUCUGUGAGAUUAUCAGAGAACAGGGUGUAAGGGGGACAUAUCAAGGUCUGACACCGACUGUGCUGAAACAAGGAUCCAAUCAGGCCAUCCGAUUCUACGUGAUGAAUGCACUGCGCAAUUGGUACAAAGGGGACGACCCCAGACGAGAAAUGCACCCAGUUGUCACAGCGAUGUUCGGAGCGACAGCCGGAGCUGCCAGCGUGUUUGGAAAUACGCCUCUGGAUGUGGUAAAGACUAGGAUGCAGGGAUUGGAGGCACACCGUUACAGAAGCACAAUGGACUGUGCCUUCCAAAUCUUGAAAAACGAAGGGCCACAGGCGUUCUACAAAGGGACAGUUCCCAGACUUGGCCGCGUGUGCUUGGAUGUGGCCAUAGUCUUCGUCAUCUACGAGGAGGUGGUCAAACUACUCAACAAUGUGUGGACGACUCAGUAAACGGGGCAAGGCAGUGACAGAGGCCCAGAGGAAAGCACAGACCAGUGCCUCAUGCUACAUAUAACUGAACACCUCGAUUCUUGGUUGCACUCAUUGCCCUGAGCAGACGACACUUCAUCCUUACCGGUUUCCACUCGGUUACAUAAAAUAACUGGUUGGCAUGACUUAAUCCAAAAACGGUGAUUAAGGCAGGGAGAGUGAAUAGUCUUGUAUUUCUCACUAGUGAUCAGACUAAAAUGGGGACAUUUUAUCUUGAAGCACAGGAAAUGUCAAACCCACAUGAAGAUCUUGUGUUAUUCUGUACUGACCAAACUUUAGUCUCAUUACCUGAAACAAGUAUACUUCGAAGGAAACUAAACCUCUGUAACAAAAGUUUCCAAGACAGGAAAGGAAAAGGGGCAAUUGUUUUAGUUUUCUGACUGUUGUUACUCUAUACUGUAGGUUAUAGGGUGAGCACUUUGUAAUGAAAUCAUAAAUCUGCUUCACGGAGUACUCACUAUACCAGGGGUUUUCGACCAGGAAUCCAUACCCCCCAGUAGUCUGUGAAGGUAUUGCAGGUAGUGCCUGAACAUUCAUUCAAUAAUGUAGUUUCAUUGUAGGAAUCGCUAUAUUAUAAAUUUAAUUUUAAACACAUUUCCAUGUUUUAGUUUACAAAUAAAUCAAAUUCAUGCAAAUGUAUAACAUUCAGAAAAGCCAACCGUGACUUUCAGGAUUAAAAUGGAACCUGUCUGCUCCACCCACCCAACAGCGUUCCUCAUGUUACCUUAGUCAGAAUGGUGGGUCAUGGGUCUGAAUUAGCUGAAAACCCCUGUACUAGUAAUGUACAAAGAUGCUACUGGAUGCAAACAAAGUACACUAAUGUACUUAACACGUCUUGCUGUUGUAAUGCCUUACUUGACUGUCCCUGUGGCAUCGUCACACUAAAGCAUUCACAGGAUUUCCUUCUCCAUUUAUUACUUCAUUUCAUUAACUAAAGCACAGUUAUGUGUUUAUGCUUUGCUGCUUCUCAUAAACAGCAUGUAUAUCUUAAUGUACAGCAUAUCCAGUGUGGUGUGAUCAUUCACAUUUAAGAAUAUCCUGUUGGGCAGAUUGAAGGGUCUGGAUCAUUUGUGCUGAAUAAAGCUCAAAUAUAUUGGUAUAUUAGCCCAAAAAAGAAGUUCCUGUGCUCCUAUGAUUUCUAGGACUGGGAUGUGGAAGCAACAUGAUAAUUUCAAUGAUUUCAAUAAACCUAAUUCGCUGGUGUUUAGAAACCUUUAAGACAUCAGGUUAAUAAAGUGAAAUAUGAAAUGUAGAUCCUCUGUUAGGAUGUCUGUUAUUAUGGAUAAGAACAUUCCUACAUUUUAUUUCCAAACUGAUUUCUUCCUCUUUAGAU
Molecule: messenger RNA, 2851 nt
Organism: Monopterus albus (swamp eel)
Lineage: Eukaryota; Metazoa; Chordata; Actinopteri; Synbranchiformes; Synbranchidae
Gene: slc25a1a
Product: solute carrier family 25 member 1a
Exons: 9
Coding region: 403-1479 (358 amino acids)
Biological process (GO): mitochondrial citrate transmembrane transport
Cellular component (GO): mitochondrion
Molecular function (GO): citrate secondary active transmembrane transporter activity
Source: RefSeq, a predicted model, not a curated record